AUGUGCGGCUUCCACGUCGUCCGAGCUGUACUGACUUGGAAUAAUGACGCUUUCGAAUUUAUACCUGAGUUAACGAUCACGGGAGGGUCGAGAAGGGGUGGCGAUCCAUUAAAAGACUUCGCCGGCAUAAGGUUGCUCGAUUGGUUCACGUACAAGAAUCCUAAACGUCGCGUCGUCGACGACCAGGGAGUCAAGAAGGUGAAAGGUUCUCACCCCAAGCUCGCGAUCAGGAAGAAUUACGUACCCAGAGGUCUGAAGAGUGUUGCGGUGAACUCGGCGUCCUACCUCAACGAGGACGCCAAGAAGAUACCUGUCGAUGAGAAGUUUUUAUACGAGUAAAUGAUCGUUAUUUAUAUUACGUCAGGUGUGACAAUCGGUCUGUUCAUGUUCGGGGAGGAACAACGGUGGUCUCCAGAUUCAAGAGAAAAGAAAAGAAAUAAAUUGUAUUAUAAAAAUAUAGCCAUCGUCCCAGACGUAUGCAUUAUGGAGCUUCCCGGAAGAAAGAGUUUUAAAUAUUUUAUCCCAUUAGUAUUUUUUAUAUCGAAGUGAAAAGUACUAAAUAAUAUUGUAUUUUUAAUCGUAAAGAUAAUAAAUAAUAAAUAUCGG
Diatraea saccharalis (sugarcane borer) is the source of this 606-nucleotide messenger RNA. The record is from the annotation of a GenBank genome assembly. Lineage: Eukaryota; Metazoa; Arthropoda; Insecta; Lepidoptera; Crambidae.